This is a messenger RNA of Aedes aegypti (yellow fever mosquito), 3319 nucleotides long. RefSeq names its product transient receptor potential channel pyrexia (gene pyx). Bases 500 to 3271 code for a protein of 923 amino acids. Gene Ontology annotation, molecular function: monoatomic ion channel activity; protein binding. Gene Ontology annotation, cellular component: membrane. Gene Ontology annotation, biological process: monoatomic ion transport; transmembrane transport. The record is from RefSeq and is a predicted model, not a curated record. Lineage: Eukaryota; Metazoa; Arthropoda; Insecta; Diptera; Culicidae. The transcript has 6 exons.
UACCUUCUUCCGAUACCGAUACCGAAACGCUGUUACCAAUCGCACAGGUAAGCAACGCACACCAUGCGUCUCCAUCGACCCGAACUGGCAAACAAAUUCGCGUGUUCCAAAUCCCAAAAACAAAUUAUUCCUCUCUCCCAUAAUUGGCUCAAAUUUUCUGGCGCCGUGAGAAUCCAUGCUCAGCAGGUAAGUGCCGACUCCGGGCUCCGCUCCGUCGCGGUUUUCCACACGCAAAUUGUGCGAGCACGGAUCAGUUUCCGAGCAAAUUUCCACCGAUCAACAUCUCGAGCGCGAUCGAGUUUUCCGCGAGGCGAAUCUCUUUUUUUUCUAGUGAAGUGGAGAACCGAAGCAAUAACCAUAAACCAAUUAACACCAUUAUCGUCCGGGGGAAUUUCCCAAGCCGUGUCUCUUCCAGGGAGUGUUGUGUAGGUCCGCGAUUGGAACGACGGAUGUCAUGAGCGAAUCGUAGAGGACUGUAGAUGUUCCUUUUUCCGCAGUUAUGGAGGCAGUUCGAUUUUCGAUCAUUGAAAAGGAAAUGAAGUGGGAAGACGAGUACCGGAUGUACUGCCAGGACGAUGAGGCGGAUGAGGAGACGGGUCCGCUGGACGAUCGCUACCGGAUGAGUAUAUCGAGCGAGAGUGACGUGGCCGGAGUGGAGAUCAGUUCACCGAAUCAACCGAACGAUAUGUGCAGUAGUAGUCGCGAGGGUCAGGACGAGAUCUGGGCUUACUCGGAGUUGGAGAGCGCGCUGAAGGAGCUACCGGACGCUGAGAAGAUUGGCGAACUGCUGGAACGACUGCUUCCGGUGGAUGAUCUCCCAGUGGACUGCGGCUACGAUCUGGACAGUAUGCUACUGUUGGCCGUUUGGGCGAGUAAGCUGGCUCUGGUGAAGCAGUUAGUUGCGCUGGACGGGGUGAACGUCAAUGCGAGUGAUCUAUGGGGACGGACGGCUUUACACCUGGCGUGCUAUAUAGGGGACUACCGGGCCGUGGAAUUGCUGCUUCAGCACGGAGCGAAGCCACAGGUCUGGGACAAGGAGAGGAAAGCGACGCCGCUGCACUGUGCCGCGAGCUGCGGAAGUAUCGAGAGCAUCGCCCUCCUCCUGGCCAAAGGCGUCGACAUCAACGCCGGUAUCGAGAAACAUUCCGCCCUGCACUACGCGGUUCAGCGAAACAGCAAACAGUGCGUCGAGUUCCUGCUGAAGAACGGUGCCAACCCCAAUACUCCACAGGUGUAUACGCAAACUCCGCUACACGUCGCAGCGGCCAAUGGCUUCGUAGAAUGCAUGGAUCUGCUUCUAAACUACGGAGCCGACGCACGAUCGCAGUACGGUCAGAAGAAGAUCACCUCCCUGCAUCUGGCGGCUUCGGAGAACUACUUGGACUGCGUCAAGCUACUCAUCGCAGCCGGGGCGGACAUCGACGCCCGCAACCGCGAUCAGCAAACUCCUCUGCACCUGGCCUGUCUCUCCCAAUGUCACGAAACCGUGACCUACCUGAUCAGCCAGAACGCGGACGUCCACGCCAUCUACCGCGACGGUCGAACAGCUCUGCACGCGUCGAUCGUCAAGGAGUCCCGCUUCUGGGACUGCACGCUCAGUCUCCUGAAGGCCCGGGUGGACGUCAACCGGGCAGACAACUUCGGCUACACUCCGCUGCAUAUCGCCGCUCUGAACGAAUUCAGCAGCUGCGCGUUCCUCCUCAUAGAAUACGGCGCGGACAUCACCGCGCGAACCAACGGCGGAGUCUCGGCCCUGUCCUUCAUCAUCCGACGCACCCCGGAGAUCAUCCCCAAGUACAUCGACAAGCUGGACACGGCUAUCAGCGUCAACAGCAUCCACGAGAUCGGCGACGUGGACUGCGAAAUCCGGCUGGACUUCCGACCCCUCGUUCCGAACAACGACCGAGGCGAAACGGAGCUUCUGCUGGCGUUCAUCGAGGUCGGGCAGCGCCGUAUCCUGAAGCACCCGCUGUGCGAAACCUUCCUGCUGCUCAAGUGGCGUCGAAUACGGAAGUUCUUCCUGUUCAGCCUGUUCUACCACGGGCUGUUCGUGCUGCUGUUCACCGCGUACGUGCUCGGCGUGUACGUCAAGGACUGCCGGGUGCGCGUUUGCCGAAUGGCUCCGUACGUUCCCAUCGUCGGCUACAUCGUGAUCUUCCUCAACGUCAUCCUGAUGACGAAGGAGAUCUUUCAGAUGAUGCACGGGUUUCUCGGGUACAUCCGCUACUGGGAGAACUGGCUGCAGUGGAGCAUCGUCAUCGGGAUAUUUCUGUGCACGCAAAACCCGUCCGGCGAGAUCAGCGACGUGCCGACCUGGCAACACCACGUAGCGGCGAUCGUCAUCUUCCUGGCCUGGUUGGAGCUGAUGAUGCUCGUCGGCCGGUUUCCGGUCUUCGGACUGUACGUGCAGAUGUUCACCACGGUGGCCGUCAACUUCUCCAAGUUCCUGAUGGCCUACUGCUGCCUGCUGGUGGCGUUCGGGUUGAGCUUCUGCGUGCUCUUCCCGAACUACAUCUCAUUCAAGCGGAUCCUCCGGGGGCUGCUGAAGACCAUCGUGAUGAUGGCCGGCGAGCUGGAGUUCGAGGACAUCUUCUACGGGGAGAACAUCAAGAUCCUGUACCCGGGAACGGCCCACGGGAUGUUUCUGGCGUUCGUGCUGCUGGUGACGGUGAUCUUGACCAAUCUGCUGGUCGGUUUGGCCGUCAGCGACAUCCAGGGGUUGCAGCAGUCGGCCGGGUUGGACCGGUUGUCUCGCCAGGCGGAACUGAUCUCCCGCCUGGAGGGGCUGAUGUUCUCCCGGAUUCUGCGCAAGGCUCCGAUUCGGUUGUGGGCCAUUUUCCAGAAGAUUGCCCUGCUGAAGACGUCUCGACUUCGGUUGCACUUCCGGGUCAAGCCAAACGACCCCCGGGAGAAGCGAAUUCCGAAGGAACUCAUCACUUCCAUCUACAAGCUGGUGGCGGAGCGCCGCGAGCGCAAUCAAUCGAUAAAACGUAAGCAAACCUACCGGAACCUGCGCGCGUUCCAGGAGCUGGUGGACGAAGACGCCCAGGUCACCCUGCGGAGGCAACGCUUCAGGAACUGCAAAACCCGGACCGUGUCGGAAAACCCGUACCUAACGACGGCCGCCAAUCGGGUCAGCGAGUUCAAUGGACCAAGGACCUCUGGCCUCCACUGGAAGACCAUUGAAGACACCCAGAAGCAGAUACUGAAGAAGUUGGACGAGAUGUCCAAGGAACUUGAUGUUCUGAACUCUCGGAUUAAAAAAUCAUAGGAAAUAAAGUAUCAAUUACACGGUGGCCACAGAGAAUGAAUACUGAAA